AUGCCCACCAAAUCCCUCCUCCGCUCAACACUCUUCACUUCCAUCAUGUCCUCUCCCCUCCUCAAUCCGUGCCUCGCAAUAAUCCAAGGCCUGGUAAACUCCAAAUCCGCCCUGCUCAAUCCCGGCAAAAACCCCGCCAUCAACUACCUCCUCCAAAAGACCGUCUACAACCACUUUUGCGCUGGCGCUACCGAAACAGAGGUUAAGAGGACGAUACAAUACAUGAAGAAGAUGGGGUUUACAGGCGUGAUCAUGGGGCCUGGCCGGGAGGUUGUGUUGAAGAUGGACGAGUCUGCCCCGGCUGAGUCGAAGGAGAGUCAGAAGAUGGCGCUUUUGGAGGCUGUAGAGCAGUGGAAGGGAGGGCUUUUGGAUACGUUAAAUAUGCUCGAUGAGGGGGAUUAUCUGAAUGUCAAAUAUACCGGUGCCGGCCCGAUUGCUGUCGAGGCGCUUUCUCGAGGGGAUGCCACUGCCCCAACAGUUAUCCAAGAGGCGAUGAGGGAAGUUUGCAACAUGGCUGUGUCUCGAAAAGCACGGCUCUGGAUUGACGCCGAGCAGCAGGCUCUCCAGCCUGCCAUCGACGCAUGGACAAUCAACCUGAUGCGCGAGUUCAACCGUAAUGGCGUGGUGGUCCUCAACACCAUUCAAGCAUACCUGAAAGCAUCUGCAGACAACGUCGACCACCAUCUCCAUCUCGCACAAAAAGAAGGAUGGGCACUGGGGAUUAAACUCGUUCGGGGCGCCUACAUCGCCCACGACAUGCGAGAGAGAAUCCACGACACCAAAGCCGACACAGACCGCAACUACAACCACAUCGUCAAGAGUCUCGUUACACGCCAAUCGCCCAUCCAGGACUCAGCAGUAAAUAGCAACCCCUUCCCGACAGUCCGGUUAUUCGUGGCAUCCCACAACGCUGAGACAGUACGCAAGGCGUAUUCGCUCUACAAACAGCGCGUUCUAGACAACCAACCCACCAUCCCCAUCCAAUUCGGACAACUACAAGGCAUGGCAGACGAUGUGAGCUGCGAGUUGCUGGCUGAGAACAAGAAAGCCGACAAGAGCGGGAAAUGGACAGCGCCGGGGGCGUUCAAGUGUCUCUGCUGGGGGACGACGGAGGAGUGUCUGCAUUUCCUGCUGCGGAGGGCGGUUGAAAAUAAGGGGGCUGUCCAGCGGACGAAAGAUAUGGCGGUUGCAUUGCGGAGAGAAGUGUGGAGGAGAAUGCGGAGUGUUUUUGUUUGA
This is a messenger RNA of Aspergillus wentii DTO 134E9, 1236 nucleotides long. Its product is annotated as putative proline oxidase Put1. The coding region runs from base 1 to 1236 and encodes 411 amino acids. Gene Ontology annotation, cellular component: mitochondrion. The record is from RefSeq and is a predicted model, not a curated record. The transcript has 2 exons. NCBI's taxonomy places the organism in Eukaryota, Fungi, Ascomycota, Eurotiomycetes, Eurotiales, Aspergillaceae. Gene Ontology annotation, molecular function: proline dehydrogenase activity; FAD binding.